This is a messenger RNA of Nerophis ophidion (straightnose pipefish), 10683 nucleotides long. It is a transcript of the gene ghra, whose product is annotated as growth hormone receptor a. NCBI's taxonomy places the organism in Eukaryota, Metazoa, Chordata, Actinopteri, Syngnathiformes, Syngnathidae. Bases 307 to 2094 code for a protein of 595 amino acids. The record is from RefSeq and is a predicted model, not a curated record. The transcript is spliced from 10 exons. Gene Ontology annotation, cellular component: membrane. Gene Ontology annotation, molecular function: protein binding; cytokine receptor activity.
UCGAGAGUUGGUUGUUGGCGGAUGAGGACGCUUCACCGCCAUGCGAGAGAGACUCGCUGUGCACGUACUGAACGUGCGUGCGUGUGCGUGGACGUGGUCUCUCCCAGGACGAGGAGCCCAAAUCCUCCCCGAAAGGAAACAGAAAAAGUGGAAGUAAAGCAACAAAUCCUCCUGGAACCAAUAGGAACUCUGUGUGUGUGUGUGUGUGUGCGUGGAAGUGAGUGUGCAGAUGAUCAAAUUGUGUUGCCGUGAAAAAGUCCAUCUGUGUCCUCGCAGGGUUGCAGCCUGACACGUCGUGCAAACGUCAUGGCGGUGUCCUCGCCCACCUCCAGCCUCCUGCUCUUCCUGCUCGCGUCCUGCCUGGCCUGGCUCUCCUCUCCCGGGUCGGGUUUUGUCAUGGACUGGGACCACAUGACUGCAUCAGCUCCUGUUGAACCUCACUUCACUGAGUGCAUAUCCCGGGACCAAAUGACAUUCCGCUGCUGGUGGAGUCCCGGCAGCUUCCACAACCUGUCGGCCCCCGGAGCGCUCAGAGUCUUCUACCUGAAGAGAGAUUUCCCCACCAAGAAAGAGUGGAAAGAGUGUCCACAGUAUAUCCACUCGAAAAGGGAGUGCUUCUUUGAUGGAAACCACACGUCCAUUUGGACCACCUACUGCUUGCAACUGCGUAGUCAAGACAACGUCACCUAUAUAAACGAAAACGACUGCUUCAGUGUGGAAAACAUUGUACGCCCUGACCCCCCUGUUUCCCUCAACUGGACCCGCCUGAAUGUCAGCCCCUCUGGCCUCAGCUAUGACGUCAUGGUCACGUGGGAGUCGCCGCCCUCGGCAGACGUCACAGUGGGUUGGAUGCGCCUGGUCUACGAGGUCCAGUACAGGGAGAAGAACAGCACCAACUGGGAGGCACUGGAGGUGCAGCCUCACACCCAGCAGACAAUCUUUGGUCUCCACAUCGAAAAAGAAUACGAGGUUCACAUCCGCUGCAGGAUGAAAGCCUUCACUAAGUUUGGGGACUUCAGUGAGUCCAUCUUCAUCCAAGUGUCUCAGAUUCCCAACCAAGAUACAUUUUCUCUGUUUACAAUGGUCGUCGUUUUAGGGAUUGUGGGCACCAUCGUACUGGUCAUGUUGAUUGUUGUCUCACAACAACACAGAUUAUUGAUGAUUCUGUUGCCACCGGUUCCGGCUCCCAAAAUUAAAGGUGUCGAUUCAGAGCUUUUAAAGAAAGGGAAGCUGGAAGAGCUGAACUUCAUCCUGGGUGGUGGAGGUCUGGUUGGCGGUCCCAUGUAUUCAACGGAUUUCUACCGGGAUGAGCCUUGGGUGGAAUUCAUCGAGGUGGAUGUGAAGGACCCCGACACCGGAGAGAAGGACAACCAGGCCUCGGACACCGAGAGGCUCCUGAAUUCCUCGCAGCCUGUCAGACAGAGGGCCGGGUGCUCCAACGCCGUCAGCUUUCCUGAGGAUGAUGCCGACCAGGCGCGCAGUUCCAACGCGAACCGGCCCGACGAAGACGCCGUAGUACUUUCGUCCACACUUCUGCCGGGCCAACCCGACGACAGAGAAGCCUCCCUCGCUGUCGACCCGUCGAGAGGGGGCCGGUCGCCUGUCCCCUGUCAAAGUGGACCUCCUCCGACCUGGGUCAACACGGAUUUCUAUGCCCAGGUCAGCAACGUCAUGCCCUUUGGGGGCGUGGUGCUGUCACCCGGCCAGCAGCCCCGCAUCCAGAAGGAGGAAGAGCCUAGCGAGACGAGGCGAAAGGAGCUUCAGUUUCAGCUGCUUGUGUUGGAUCCCGACGCCCCAAGCGACACCCAGGCUUACUGCACCAUGCCCAACGAGGGCUACCAGUCCAACGAGCCUCCGCCCGCCGCAGAGGCGCCUUACGUCACCCCGGAGUCCCCCGAGCUCUUUGCCCCGGUGGCGGCCUACACCGUGCUCCAAGAACUUGACAGUCAGCGCAGUUUUCUGCUCAACCCGCCCUCACGCUCCUCCUCCCCCGCACCGCCCGCCGCCCCGUCAUGCCUGUCCCAGCGCUCUCUCAAAGACCUCGCAGCCACAGAGUACGUCACCCCGGACAUGCAGGGGCUGUUCUCGCCCUGAGGUGUUAUCAGUUUUUCAGGUGAUGGAAACUAAACCACUCACAUCGAGCCAAGCGGACAUAAAGAUGCGGGUUUGUCUUCAGGUAAAAAAAAAAAAAAGGGAGUCAAAUAAAUGUUCUUCAUUGUGAUUCUUCACAACCCCCGAACUUGUUGGUCCAGAGAGGGAGGAACGUUUUUUAAAAAAGCAAUAAGCAUCGGUUUGAUGAUUCGCUGAAGUCUUAACCUCGCAGAGAAGCACAGUGCGGCCAUGUUGGGGUGUUUAUUUCCUGCUACAUCAUUCAGACAAGAAGCAUCCGCCAUUUUUGAUACCUCUUUUUAAUCAACGCAACUUUUUUUGGUUGUAUUCGUAAUAUUCUGCUACCAGUGAUUUACAGUAUUUUUAUGAAAUGAUAAUGAAAUGGUGUUUUUUCUUUUUUUUUUUUUUUCUUACAUACAGUAAAGCACAAAAUUAUUUUUUAUCCUCCUGAGAAUUUUCACUGGUUCUCAUGGGGGAUAUACUCCUGGCCAAAUUUUGAGUAGAAUAUAUUUGAAAACAAUAUUUUAAAUGAAUUUAAAAUUAUUGCACACUAGUUUAUUGAAUGAUCGGUGCAUGUAUUGUUUAUUGCCAUAUUUCAUAUUUAAAAUUGUCUUUUUGUGAGUGGGAAUUGAAAAAAAAAACACACCAAUUGGUUUAUUUGAAAUGAAAUUUAAAAUAUCCAUCCAUUCAUUCAUUUUCUAUAGAGUUUAUUUUUAUUAGGGUCGCGGGUAAGAUGGAGCCUAUCGGUCUGUGUACCUUCCGUUCAUUCUAUUUCCAAUUCUAAAACGCAAAUCAAAAAAUAAAAUUAGGGCCGUUUUCAUACUUGCCGUACCUUGAGACCUCUGAAUUCUGGAGAUGGGGGGGCAGGGUUUGGUGGUAGCGGGGCUGUAUAUUGUAGCGUCCCAUCAGAGUUAAUGCUGCAAGGGGUUCUGGGUAUUUGUUCUGAUGUGUUUAUGUUGUGUUAUGGUGCGGAUUUUCUCCCGAUGUGUGUUUGUCAUUUUUGUUUGGUGUGGGUUCACAGUGUGGCGCAUAUCUGUAACAGUGUUAAAGUUGUUUAUACGGCCACCCUCAUCGUGACAUGUAUGGCUGUUGAUCAAGUAUGCCUUGCAUUCACUUGUUGGUGUGUAAAAGCCGCAUAUGUGAAGUUACUGGGUCGGCACACUAUUUGUAUGGAGGAAAAGCGAAUGUGACGACAGGUUGUGGAAGACGUCAAAGGCAAUGCCUUUAAGGCAUGCUCCCAAUAUUGUCGUCCGGGUGGAAAUCGGGAGAAAUUCGGGAGAAUGGUUCCUCCGGGAGAUUUUCAGGAGGGGUGCCGAAAUUCGAGAGGCUUCCGGGAAAGUCGGGAGGGUUGACAACUUUGGCCGUUUUUCGAUUUUUAUUUUAUGACAGAUUUUAAAACAGAAAAAAAGGUUGAUUUUUAUUAAAAAAUUGCCAUAAAAUUGAAUUUUGUGCUGUUUUUCUUUUCAUGGAUAAACACAAAUAAAUGUGCAAAAAUGUGUGGUUAUCUGUGUGACGGUAAAUUGAACCGGAAGCAGUAUUUUAGCCUUUCCUUUGCGUUUUGCAUGUUUUUAGCAUAACCGGAACAUCUUUGUUCAGCAGGAGUCCUAUUGAGUCAUAUAUAUAUAUAUAAAAAAGGUUCAUUAAAUAGUUGUUCAACCUUUGUUUCACAAAUUAAAAUAGAAAAAAAAAUGGUCCGAAACAUGUUUUUUAGGACUCCUGAACAAAGAUGUUACAGUUAUGCUAAAAACUCGCUGAAUGCAAAGGAAAGGCAAAAAUACUGCUUCCGGUUAAAUUUUUCAUCACACAGAUAACCACACAUUUUUGCACAUUUUUUUAAAAACUUUUGCGUUUAUCUGGAAAAAUAAAAAUCAAUAAAAAGGAAAACAGCACAAAAUCCAAUUUAUUGGAAAUAUUUUAAUGAAAAUCAACCCCUUUUUGUUUGUUUUAAAAUCUGCUAUAUAUAAUAAAAAUUGAAAAACGGCCCUAAUUUUAUUUUUUGAUUUGUGUUUCAGAAUUGGAAAUAGAAUGAACGGAAGGUACACGGACCCCUAUCCCAGCUAAGCAGCAGUAUUAGAUAAAAAAAAAAAAUAAUAAUAAUAACAUUUUAUUAUUAGGUUACAUAUUAAAAACAUUUUUUUUUUAAAUAGAUAACGCACUUAAAAACUGAGAAUUCCUUAAAAGGUAAAGUCCCACUGAUAGUCACACACACACACACUAGGUGUGGUGCAAUUACUCUGCAUUUGACCCAUCACCCUUGUUCACCCCCUUCUAGGUGAGGGGAGCAGUGAGCAGCAGCGGUGGCCGCGCUCGCAAAUCAUUUUGGUGAAUUAACCCCCAAUUCCAACCCUGCCAAGCAGGGAGGUAUGUGUCCCAUUUUUAUAAUCUUUGGUAUGACUCGGCCGGGGUUUGAUCUCACAACCUACCAAUCUCAGGGCGGGCACUCUGACCACAAGACCACUACACCGGAAGUUUCUAUUUAAAUACAAGACAAGACUGGCCUAUAUUGAUACACAGUAUUUGACGUCACAUUCUGCAGACCGGUCUUGUUUUUAGCGAUUUCCUGUUUUUGGUCCCUUAUUUGUUUGUUUCUGCUGACGAGUAAUUUUAAUUUUAUUUCAUUUAAUUUGUUCUUAUAUAAAUAAUAAAAUGAAAAUCAAACAGUCUUUUCUACCUAGUUAACGCUUUUCGAAACGAAAAAAGAACAUUUUCUAUUUUAAUUAAAAGUUUUGUUUUUCAAAAUAAAAUGAUAUUUUUCUUUAUUUGUUUGUUUUUCAAUUUCCAAUGAUGAAACUAAAAUGCAAUAACUAAAAGGUACACUUCCCUCCCGAGGACACGCCAUUUUGUAAGCUGUGUUUUUGUCCGAGGCUGUGGCUCCAAAAAGUGCGAUUACCGAUAUGUACUUUAUCCACUUUUUUUUACAUAUCCAUUGUAACUUUGCAUUAGUCCAACACAUUAGGUGCCAAAUAUCACAGACAUGAGGACACAAAUGCUAACAACACUAUUUUAGCUAUGUUAGCUACAGUGCUAACAAUAACUCUCACAUUCUUUAUUUUCAUAUGUAGCUAAAACCUGCUUUUUUCCAAUGUGUAUACAUUUUUUUACAAAGCUGUGGGCUCAUCUAACUAGGAGCGCGUCUGUGAGAGGGAAGUGUUUCCUUUUAUGAGGCAAGUAAAACUCACUUUUACCUCCAAAUUUGGCCAAACUAAUAAUUUUGUGCUAACUUGUUCAGUAUACCACAAAUACACAGAAUGUCUAAAUAUAAACUGUGACAAUUUACACUAUAUUGCCAAAAGAAUUUGGCCACCCAUCCAAAUGAUCAAAACCAGGUGUCCUAAUCACUUGGCCCGGCCACAGGUGUAUAAAAUCAAGCACUUAGGCAUGGAGAUUGUUUCUACAAACAUUUGUGAAAGAAUGGGCCGCUCUCAGUGAUUUCCAGAGUGGAACUGUCAUAGGAUGCCACCUGUGCAACAAAUCCAGUUGUGAAAUUUCCUCGCUCCUAAAUCUUCCAAAGUCAACCAUCGGCUUUAUUAUAAGAAAAUGGAAGAGUUUAGGAACAACAGCAACUCGGCCACGUAAACUAACAGAGAGGGGUCAGCUCACGCUGAAGCGCAUAGUGCAAAGAGGUCGCCCAGUUUCUACAGCGCUCCAAACUUCAUGUGACCUUACAAUUAGCCCACGAGCAGUACGUAGAGAGCUUCAUGGAAUGGGUUUCCAUGGCCGAGCAGCUGUAUCUAAGCCAUACAUCACCAAGUCCAAUGCAAAGCGUGGGAUGCAGUGGUGUAAAGAAGGUCGCCACUGGACUCUAGAGCAGUGGAGACGCAUUCUCUGGAGUGAUGAAUCACGCUUUUCCAUCUGGCAAUCUGAUGUACGAGUCUGGGUUUGGAGGUUGCCAGGAGGAACGGUACAUUUCGGACUGCAUUGUGCCUGGUGUGAAAUUUGGUGGAGGAUGAAUUAUGGUGUGGAGCUGUUUUUCAGGAGUUGGGCUUGGCCCCUUAGUUCCAAUGAAAGGAACUUUGAAUGCCCCAAGAUACUAAAACAUUUUGGACAAUUCCAUGCUUCAAACCUCGUGGGAACAGUUUGGAGCGGGCCCCUUCCUCUUCCAACAUGACUGUGCACCAGUGCACAAAGCAAGGUCCAUAAAGACAUAAAUGACAGAGGCUGGUGUGGAUGAACUUGACUGGCCUGCACAGAGUCCUGACCUGAACCCAAUAGAACAAAUUUUGGAUGAAUUAGAAUGGAGACUUGAGAGCCAGACCAACAUCAGUGUGUGACCUCACCAAUGCGCUUUUGGAAGAAUGGUGGAAAAUUACUAAAAACACACUCCGCAACCUUGUGGACAGCCUUCCCAGAAGCGUUGAAGCUGUAAUAGCUGCAAAAGGUGGACCGACAUCCUAUUGAACUGUAUGGGUUAGAAUGGGAUGGCACUUCAAGUUCAGAUGUGAGUAAAGGCAGGUGGCCAAAUACUUUUGGCAAUAUCGUGUAACUCCUACACAUCAAGGUGGCAUGGCACCUUGCAGGAUGCUGCUGCGUGGCGUUCAAGGACAUUAAGGAAAAUGCCAGUUGAACCAUGCGAGGUUGACCAAAAGGAAAGCACAAUGCAGUUUAUGGACAGGAUUUCUUACGAAUCCUGCCUUUUAGUUUUCUUUCAUUGUACUUGAUAAAGGAUUUAUUUUUUUAUCCCGGUAACGUGUAGCAACAGUAGUGCUGCACAUGAACAGGCUGACGCUAAGCAGUGCUCUUAAACUACACACGCUUAUAUAACCAGAGUUUUAUUGUAAUUGUUUUGAUACAUGGCAAAAUAAUUCAGGGACGGCGACAGGAGGGAGUGGAAAGAAUGUGAAGGUUUGUAAUUAGCUCAUUAGCUUUAUUUUGUAAACUAAACACGGCGUUAGCAGCCUGUUGCCAUGGUUGCAUCGCUAGCUUGUCACGUUUGUGUUGAUGCAUUUUUAGCUAAUUAUAGGCGUGUUGACACUAGACGGACAAGCAAAUAUUUUAGUAUUCAUUGUGUUACGGGGAACUGGCGUACAUAUACGGCUAAAAAAAAAAACACAAGAAACUUAAUUUUCACUUGGAUUUUGUUCUUCUACCCUUCAAUUUUUAUUUGGGUAGUAAGCCCCAAAUACCACCCGGUGUCAGGGCCAAACUGAAAAGAAAUACAUACAUAUAUUGUAGCGAUAUUAUGAAUAUACCAUCAAAAAGUUAAAAGAAUGAUGUAAGGGGGAAAAAGUAAUAUUCUGUUUAAAAAGUGGUCAUCAUACAAAAGUAGUAAAGUCAUCUUCGUUGAGAUAUUUGUUUUAUAAUUUCCCUUUUUCGAAAUGACUUUUUUUCCUCUAAUAGUAAGAUUUGACCCUGAUAAUAUUUAAACUGCAUUCUUGUACAAUUAAUAUUUUUUCUUUCUCUUGACCUCUAAAAGCUUUAGUGGCCACAUGCGUGGACAGCACCUUUUUGCUCUUAUUUCCAAAAUUGUGUACACGACUGAAUUGGGGUCUGAUGGCCACUUAUGUGGACACUUAUACUGCCAUCUAGUGGUGUCAGAAGAGUACAACAUACAAUGGAAUUUGGAAGGGGAAAAAAGGAAAAAUAAGAAUUAGCAUGUCACUAAACAUGAAGUACACAUAUGUGUACUUAUGGACUAAGUACAUCAUAUUAAAAAAAUAUUCUUAGUUUUCAUUCUAUUUAGGGUCCAAAUAGCAAAGACAAAUAAAAAAACCAUGUAAAGAAACAGCUUGGGCCUUAAGAGGUUAAUGUUUUAACUCUAUUCAAGCACAAUUUAGACUUUUUCACUUGAACAUAACGCCAGUUUUUGUGCAAUUACUGAAGUUUUUUUCCUGUCAAAAUUAGCCAAAUAUCACAACUUUUUUCAUGUAAGACGACUUAUUUUUUUUCCACAUAACUUUGGUACCUUAUCAUAACUUGAUGUGAAAUGAUUACUAUUUCCUCGUAAUAUUACAAAUUGAUUCUCAUUAAAUUGCAUUGUUUUUCCUCAUAAUAACCCGACUUUAUUCUCGUAAAAUUUGGGGUACUUUGUAAAAUGUAUAUAUAUUUUUUUUAGAUGUAGCCUUUUUUCAAGUAAAAUUAUUACACUUUCCUUCAAUAUUACGACUUUAUUUUUAUUUAAUUGCCCAUUAUUUCAUGAUACCACUUGAUUUGAGUCAAAUUUGGAGUAUUUCGUAUAAUUGUCUUAUAAUAAAAGUACAAAAAAAAAAAAAGUUUUCUUCAUAUCAAAUUUAUUUUCUUUCCAAUAUAAUUAUUAGUAGUACAUUUUUUUUUAUUUUAUAUUAAUUUUAUAAUUACUAAUAAUUAUUGCAAUUAAUAAUGUUAUUGCAAUUUAUUAUGUGUGGUUUUCCUUGUAAUAAUAUGACUUGAAUAUAGUAAAAUUAUGUAGAAUUUUUUUUUUCUCUACUGAAAAUUAGAAUAUAGCUUUUUUCCCCCCUUAUAAUUUGACAAAUAUAUAUCAUUAACAUAAUUAUGUUAUUUAAUUCUAGUAAUAUUUUUUUCAUCAUGGCCCUAAUGCUCUCUUCCGAACAAAUCAAACUUUGAACAUUUGCUACCUGGCUGGUUAUUGAAAAUAUUCAUAUUGGGCCCUAGUGUAUGACACAAUAUUACAAUGUGAUGUAUUGCUCUAUAUCUCUUUUUUCCCCACCGCUGGUGUGCUUGAAAAAUAUUGUUACUUUUUUUUGUGUGUGUAUUAAUAGCAAGUAUAGGCUUCUAAAGGGGCAAAACAAUGGCAAUCCAUAAAGAGCUGUAAUAUGACUGUAUCCUGCUCAUGUGAAAAUAACACACACACACACACUUAUGUAUGUCAUAUAAAAUUGUUACCUUUAUAUUGCCAUGGCUGUUGCAGAAAUAUUAUGAUACACUGACUGGACACUUCAUUAGGUACACCUGCCAGAUACCCAAUACUACAGCUGUACAAAAAUCUGCUUUUACAAACAUAAUACUAUUUUCUGUAUGUAAUAAUGCAACCAUAUGUUUACUUUUGUGGUCAUGUUGGAUCUGUUUGGUGCAGGUGUACCUACUGUCGGUGCAUAUACAAUAUUUUAAUUUUGUUGUCACUUACCCCAACAUAUUGCUGCUAAUCAAGCUCCCUUAGAUGCUCUCAUUGGGUAUAUAUUUACCUAAACUGUUCUCUGGAGAGAGGCAGUCACUAAAACUAACCUAAUUGUUUGAUACUGUUUUAGAUUGCGUUAGAUAAUAAUAGAUUUAGUUUGAACCGGAGGGUGUGUUCCAACUAUCGUGGGAUCACACUCCUCAGGUGUAUUGGAGAGGAGGCUACACCGGAUAGUCGAACCUCGGAUUCAGGAGGAACAGUGUGGUUUUCGUCCUGGUCGUGGAACUGUGGACCCACUUUAUACUCCAUGCUCUCGGCAGGGUCCUUGAGGGUGCAUGGGAGUUUGCCCAACCAGUCUACAUGUGCUUUGCGGACUUGGGGAAGGCAUUCGACCGUGUCCUUCGGUAAGUCUAGUGGGGAGUGCUCAGAGAUUAUGGGGUAUCGGACUGUCUGAUUGUGUCGGUCCGGUCGGUCCCUGUAGUCGGCAGUAAGUCGGACUCGUUUCCAGUGAGGGUUGGACUCCGCCAAAGCUGCCCUUUGUCACCGAUUCGGUUCACAAGUUUUAUGGACAGAAUUUGUAGGCGCAGUCGGGGUUGAAGGGAUCUGGUUUGGUGGUUGCAGGAUUAAGUCUCUGCUUUUUGCAGAUGAUUUGGACCUGAUGGUUUCAUCUGGCCAGGAUCUUCAGCUCUCACUGGAUCGGUUCGCAGCCGGGUGCGAAGCGACUGGGAUGGGAAUCAGUACCUCCAAGUUUGAAUCCUUGGUUCUCGCCCGGAAAAGGGUGGAGUGCCAUAUCCGUUGGGGAAGAUUUCUUGCCCCAAGUGGAGGAGUUCAAGUACCUCAGAGUCUUGUUCACGAGUGAGGGUAGAGUGGAUGGUGAGAUCGACAGGCAGAUCUGUGCGGCGUCUUCAAUGAUGCGGACACUGUAUCGAUCCGUUGUGGUGAAGAAGGAGCUGAGCCGGAAGGCAAAACUCUCAAUUUACCAGUCGAUUUCCGUUCCCAUCCUCACUUAUGGUCAUGAACUUUGGGUUAUGACCAGGUGAGAAGCUCUGCCAUCCGGGAGUAUAUCAAUAAGUAUAUCGGGUUUAUUUCCGAAUGUUACAGACACUUUAGAAGAAGCACUUUGUAGGCACAGUGUGCUCCCAUGAGAAUUAUUGAGAUCACACCUGAAAAGUAAUGGUAGAGUGCACUCGUUGUACGUUACUAUCAUUUAAAAUGUUCUUCUACCUUUUUUAGUUUACCCUCUUGUGAUUGACUUUAGGUAAUGGCCGACAUGAUACAUUUCUAAAAUCUAAAAGUUACAAGAAUAAAAUUAGUUAUGAUUUUAUCAUGACAUAAGACUCUUUUAAAGUAGUUUUUUCUGCAAAAAAAUGUGUGCAUACUAUUCUGACUUUAUUUUUAUAAAACACUUAGAUGUUUUGGUGUAAGGAAAUGACUAGAUUCUCAUUAUAUACUGACUUGAUUCUCAUACAAUUAGUUUAUCAUGAUAGUCAAAUAAAUGACUGGGUUUUUUUUGUACCUUCUAA